Alosa alosa (allis shad) is the source of this 3769-nucleotide messenger RNA. It is a transcript of the gene irf2bp1, whose product is annotated as interferon regulatory factor 2 binding protein 1. Lineage: Eukaryota; Metazoa; Chordata; Actinopteri; Clupeiformes; Clupeidae. The coding region runs from base 243 to 2219 and encodes 658 amino acids. Gene Ontology annotation, biological process: regulation of transcription by RNA polymerase II. The transcript is spliced from 2 exons. Gene Ontology annotation, cellular component: nucleus. The record is from RefSeq and is a predicted model, not a curated record. Gene Ontology annotation, molecular function: transcription corepressor activity.
UGCAUUGCUACAUAGUUGUGUAAGUUUCCAGCGUCUUCCAGGAGAAAUAGUCUUCGGGGUCGCAGGCUGUUGUUGAGAAAACAUAAAGUCUGGAAAAAAACAAUACAUUCUCGUUAAAGUUAUUAGCGACUUAACUCCUUCGGGAGGAAACGAUAAGAUUUUGUACAGAGGCGAUCAAAGGUUGACCAAAACGCUGUAUUGGAGGGCUUCGAUAGCGUAAAAAGAAGAGGGGCCUGUCAAAUAUGUCCGCCUCUUCACAGGCAUCUUCCAGGCGGCAAUGGUGCUACCUCUGCGAUUUGCCCAAGAUGCCUUGGGCUAUGAUAUGGGAUUUUAGCGAAGCUGUAUGUCGUGGAUGCGUUAACUAUGAAGGCGCGGACAGAAUUGAGCUCCUUAUCGAGACGGCGCGGCAGCUUAAGAGAACACAUGUAAUGCAGGAUGGCCGAUCGCCCGGCCCUCAGUCUGGUAAACACGGUCCAGGUGGUAAAGAUGGCCCCAUGGAAGGCGGCAGACAGCCGCCAGAGCGCUUUGAGAGAGCAAGAGGAGAAUAUGGGGUGCCAGCACGACUUCCAAAUGGACUUCCCAGACUCGACGACGGGGUUCCCCAAGAGGUUAGUAGACAGAGCCCCAAUGCAAGAAGCAGGGCUAUGGUGAGCACUGUCCCACCUAACUUAAUGGCACAAGGUUUAGUUGGUGGCCCACAUAGCUUGCUGGCUGCUGUGCCAGGCUUGAAUGCCAGGCCUGGGGCAGCCCCACUCACCAUCUCUGCCCCCAUCCUGAACGAGAUCAGCAAGCGUCAGAUGCUGGGCAUGGGCGUGGCACCUUUCAUCAACCCCGAAAUCGAGAAGGAGCUGAAGGAGAAGCAGCGCAAUGCGGAGGCGCUCAACGAGCUGUCCGAGAGCGUCCGCAACCGCGCAGAAGACUGGGCCGGCCGUCCCAAGCCCCUACGCGACACACUGCUCACGCUCGCCAGCUGUUCGCCGUUCAAUGUGCGCUUCAAGAAGGACCACGGCCUGGUGGGCCGCGUCUUCGCCCUCGACGCCAAGACAGGGCCCGAGACGGAGCUGAAGGUGUUCGUGGAGUACCCGUGCGGCUCGGGCAUCGUCUUCUCCAGCCUGGUCAUGCUGGUCAAGCAGAUGUUCCAGGACUGCCAGAAGGACGCCGGCAAGGUGAUCACGUCGGGCUACAAGUACGUGGAGUACGAGAAACGCCACGGCUCGGGAGACUGGCGCCUGCUCACGGAGCUCCUCAGCGACGGCGUUCGCACCUUCAAGGAACCGCCCAACCCCGACGCGCUCCCGCAGCCGUACCUGGACGCCAGCUACUCCAUCCUGCCCACCGCGCUCUGCCAGAUGGGCCGCCCUGGCAUGUCGCGGGUGCGCCGACGCAAAGCGUCCCCCGAGCCGGACGGCGGCGGAGGUGGUGGUGGUGGUGCCAGCGCAGCAGAGAGGCUGGCCAAUGAGGAACAGCUGCGGCAGCACUGGGCGCUCAGCGGCUACCCGGGCAUGGCCGCUCACAUGGCGGCCGCCGCCGCUGCGGCCGCUGCCGCCUCCAUGCCCAACAGCGGGCAGCCGCCGGCCCUCCAGGAAGCCCUGGCCAACAUCCACGGCAGCGACCCCUCGCCAAUCACGGCGCUCAUGAACGUGGCCGACAACGUGGGCGGCACCGGGCAGUCCCCUAAGGACGCCCCGGCGGGCAGCUCCGGCAUGCCCCACUCGGCCUCGGCCUCCUCCUCUGGCGCCGGCUCGGCCCUGCGGCAGAACAGCGGCAGCCCCAUGGCGGCGUCCCCUGCCGGUCAGCGGCGCCUGGCGUCGCGGAACGGAGAGUCCGGCGGCGGGGCAUCGGCGGGCGGCAGCAACUCGGGCCCUGCGGGAGCCGCCACCGGAGGCGCCAUGCCGUCGGAGCAGGCGGCGGGUACGGGCGGCGAGGCCUCAUCCGGCGCUGGCGGCACCAGCAGCAGCGUGCCACUCUGCUGUACCAUCUGCCACGAGAGGCUGGAGGACACACACUUCGUCCAGUGCCCGUCCGUGCCCGGGCACAAGUUCUGCUUCCCCUGCACCCGGGAUUUCAUCCGCAGCCAGGGCUCGGGCAGCGAGGUGUACUGCCCCAGCGGAGACAAGUGCCCCCUCGUGGGAUCUAACGUGCCCUGGGCCUUCAUGCAGGGCGAGAUCUCCACCAUCCUGGCCGGGGACGUGAAGGUGAAGAAGGAGAGGGACCCGUAAUGCCCACCACUGCGGACACAGGGUCCAAUUCCUCUACCAAGUGAGCUGCAGCCUUGAACCCCAAAGAUGCUGUGACUACACAGCAAUCAGCACUGAAGAGAAGCCGUCAAUCAAGCAGGUCCUCUUCCUCACAGCCAAUCACCCUCCACCCCCCCAUACCCCCCAAGGGUGGUGUCACAAUGAUGCCCAAUCCCUGACCACCACCUGUAGGGUUGCCCUCUUGCCCCACCCCUAAUAUGUUCUUAUUGCCGCCCAAAAGUCUAUAUGUAGAAAUCUAUUAGUGAUUUUGUAUCCUCAAAUGCAUAGGCAAACUAUAUAUAGUUAUAGGCUGUAUGAAAAUAUUUUAUAAUUUAACCUUCUUGUCAUGUACUCUGCCCGUUGUCACAGAGCAGCCUAUGUCUUUCGCCAACCAAAAAUUGCACCUCAAGGACGCACUGUCAAAUCUCACUUUGAGAAUGAAUGCUGACAUCACUGAAUGUCCCUAUAGACCCAGUUAGGCUUGGGUUGUGGGGAGAAAGCCUGUGCUUUGUAAACAAAAACAACAACAAUGAGAGAUGUUGAGGCGAGGUGUACUGCUAGGCAGCCACUCUCGCCUCUGCUAUUGCCUACGCUGACUAAAGGUGGCAUGGCAGGAACAUGGGGCUACCACAUGCCGAUAGCCCUCUAAAAAUGAAUAAGUAAAUAAAUAAAUAAAAAGAUUUAAAAAAUGCUCUCACCAUAUCCCAGCCAUGCCUAUUUCAAAUCCAGCAUGUACAAUAUAAAUCUGUCUUUAUAUUUGAUAUACUGUAUGUAGAUUGUAAACAAAAAAACAUCAAAACAUCCCUUUCACUAGAAGUGCAAUCUCUAGUUUUGAUACUUCAUACGGCUUUAAGUACCACUAAGUAUAAGUGAAUAGAAAACCAAAGAUAGAUUGUUGCAGAGAUCGGUGUAUAAUACAACGCUGUAGCGUAUAUUUUUGUGGUAAAAUGGCUUUUUAUUUCAUUGAUAAACAGGGAAGUAUAUGGGAAUCACCUUUUUCUGUCCCGUCAAGUGGACACAGUAGAUUGUAUGACGCUCACCCAGGUGAUUAUAUUUGUAUUGACCUAUGAUCCUUGACCCAGUGAAGUUGAGAUCAACUACAUACUGUAGGUGUGAUGUUUGGUGAAAUGUACAAAAAAAACUGCAGAUGUAAUAACAUUGUUUUAAUUUUCUACAAUUCUACAAGGUCCAGAUAUAUAUUUUUAUUUCAACCGUAUGACAUGUCUGAAGGCAUACUUUCCGAGAAAGAAAGUUGCCAAACUUUUGCUCUUGAAAUUUUAGUUUAAAGACAUUUCUUGAGUACUUUUUUCAUUUAAUGAUUUUUAAACUCCUGUACUGUUAAACAUCUGAUGCCCUGGAUAUACAACAUGGUAAUGUAUAUGUCAACGUACCUACUCAAACACUUAAUUCUGUGUAAAAUGUUAAAUCUGCUUUUGUGUUAAGGCUACAAUUAUAUUUAAAUUAAAAGUAUGACAGGCUUUUGACAAUCCUUGAAUAAAGACGGCCCAAUGUCUGUUAUGGCCAGAAGUCAA